Messenger RNA from Lethenteron reissneri (Far Eastern brook lamprey), 3723 nucleotides. RefSeq names its product dnaJ homolog subfamily B member 6-B-like. Gene Ontology annotation, molecular function: Hsp70 protein binding. The record is from RefSeq and is a predicted model, not a curated record. Lineage: Eukaryota; Metazoa; Chordata; Hyperoartia; Petromyzontiformes; Petromyzontidae.
CGGCGGGCGCGCGGCCGGAGAUUAACGAACGUUGCCGAACCGCCCUUUCGGGAGAGCAAGGUGAUUGUAAAGCGGAGAUUGGCAGCCGAACGCAAUCGCAAGGAAUAUCGGCGAGCUCCUCCGGAAAUUGCCGAACGCCUUCGUCUUCAACCAGCCGAAGAGUUUACGGAGAUUGCCGAACGUCUUUCGGGUGUUGCUCGGCGAGCUCCUCCGGAAAUUUCCGAACGCCUUCGUGUUAAACCCGCCGAGCGUUCGCGGAGAUUGCCGAAGCCUUUCGGGUGCAGCUCGGCCGUCUCUUACGGAAAUUACCGAACGCCUUCGUGUGAAACCCGCCGAGCGUUGACGGACAUUGCCGAACGCCUUUCGGGUGCAGCUCGGCCAUUUCCUCCGGAAAUUGCCGAACGCCUUCGUGAUAAUUUCGGCGGAGAUUGCCGAAGCGGCUCGUGUUGACGGAACUUGCCGACGAGGAGCGGCCACGAGCUGGGGGCUGCUGCUGCUGCUGCUGGGAGACCGCGCGAGUGGAGCCUGGCCAGGUGGUCGAGACUAGCGACGGAGUGGCAGCCAAAGGUGGAGACCCUCCCGAGGGGACGCACGGCCGCCGUGGGAGACGGAGCGACGGAAUCCACGUGCGGGGCCCCUGCGGAUCGCUGUGAGCGAUGGCGACGUCUCGUUGGAGGAGGCUUUCGUCCCACACUGGGGGUGGAUGGUGGCUGCUGCUGCUGACGACGACGACGUUGGCUUGAAACGUCUGUGGUUGGGGUCGGGCAGAAGGAAGGAAGCGAUGGGCCUUGGAGGAAGGUGGUAAAGGAUGGGCGACUACUAUCAGGUGCUGGGCAUCCAGCCCACAUCCUCGCAGGAGGAAAUCAAGAAAGCGUACCGCAGACUGGCGCUCAAAUGGCACCCGGACAAAAACCCCGAGAGCAAGGAGAUGGCUGAGCGCAAGUUCAAGGAGAUCGCGGAGGCGUACGACGUGCUCUCUGAUAAAUCCAAGCGAGAAGCGUUCGACAGGGGUGGCAAAGAGGGCGUGAAGAACUCGACGGGCCGUGCUGGCGGAGGAGCGGGAGGCCGGGCACGUCCGAGUCGCGGAGGUCGCGACUUCGCCGACUUUGGUGAUUUUGGCGACUUUGGAGAGUUCACCUUCACGAGGGCGGAGGAGAUCUUCCGCGAGUUCUUCGGGGGGCGCGACCCGUUUGCGGACUUCUUUGGCGAGCCCUCGUGCUUCCCCCGGGGCCACCUCCUGCCCAAAGAUGACGCGUUCGCCCUCGGGGGCCACAGGGCCGGGCGGCGCAGAGUGGAGCGGCACCGGCGGCCGGAGAGAGACCUCUUCUUCUCUCCAUUCAUGGGCUUCCCCUUCAACCCUGGCUUUGCCUCCUUCUCCUCGUUUGAUGACUCGUUUGCCGACGUCGGGUUCCCCGCAUUCUCCACGGCCACGUUCGGGGACGUGGGGGCUGGCAUGGGCUCACACUUCCGCUCCGUCUCCACGACGACCAAGAUGGUCAACGGCAAGAAGAUCUCUACCAAGCGGAUCGUGGAGAACGGGCAGGAGCGCGUGGAGGUGGAGGAGAACGGGCGGCUCAAGUCCGUGCAGAUCGACGGCAAAGAGCAGCUGCACAAGCUGGAGUUUAAGAAGUGAUGGCCGUGCAGAGGGGGGGAUGGUGGGGGGGGGCUGCCGCUCGGCACCAAGGGCUCGUAACGCGGACUGAACCGUUCGACGCUCGUGCGCAACAAGCUGGGUUGGGGGGGGGGGCAUCCGGACACGCGGACCCAGUUUAGUUUUUGGUUUUAGACGCACGUACUUCCCCCUCCCCCGCCCCACCACCUACCCUCUGUCCUCUGCCGCGUAACGCUGCGGCCGGCGUGAAGUCGACCAGGGAUGGGGAGAGCCGCGUGCCGCUUGGGAGCCAAGCUGCGGCCGUGGUGGUACCGGCGGCCACUGUGACGGGACCCCCCUUCCCCCCCUUGAGCACUCUUUCUGUGUGUCCGCACGCCAGGCCGGCGCCCCCCCCAGCCCAUUCUCCCCCUGCCGCAGCACGAAACGGUGCUCACACAAACCGUUGCCACGCACGCACGCGCACAUACGCAUGCACACGCACAUACGCAUGCACACGCACGCGCUUGCCUAACACCCCUGCCCCCCCAAUCCCGACUCGCAGGGGGAAAAGCAAUAAAGGGACGUUCAAGCGCACGUACGACCGGACGUUGGGUGAAAGUUCGAAAGUGAUCGUUUUCUGAAUACGUGCUCGCGUCCUUUUCCAGUUAACGUGGAACAUUGGACCAACAUUGGUCCAACGUUGGCCCAACGUUGGCAUGUUUACCGGGUUGGCACUUCCGGCACACAUCCGUUUCUGCCCCCACAGCGAGCAGACGACGAGCGUCCUUUGCCAAACCCGAGCUCCUACUACGUCGUGAUUCUUUAGUGUUGUCGUGGAGGAGUAACACUUCUGUUUGAUUUAAGCGAUGCUUAACGCGUACAACGUAAUUUAUAUUUUGUAAUCUCGUGAUAAGAUUUGACCGAAGGGGGGUUGUUGUUGUUGCUGCGUACUUGCCGUUGUUUGGACUGGAAGUGUACGCACGCUCUCCUCUUGUCGGCGGUGCUGCACUGUGGCUGAUGAUGUUUUAUAGCUGCACUGGUGUCGCCAGUCUCGCCGCGGGAGGGCGGCGGUGGUUGGAAUCGCUCGGUCUUUGCUGUUGCGGCUCCGCUUUAGAAUAUUCCCACUUGCACAUCGAGAAGGAAUGCGUUUUGCUAUCCGAUGAAAACUACGAACCAAUCGUCCCAUUCCGGAGUGAGGUUGAACACUCCGUCCAGUGCUGCUGUUACAGCUGCCGAGCGGACACUGCGUGAGCGUGGCGAGCGUGGUGCCGUGGUGGUGGUGGGAGUGGUUCGCUCGCUCGCUCUCGCCAAGCGGUGGAGGCGCACGUUCUAUGGUCGCAGCGGGAAUUUGUUGUAUCUGAAAACGUGAUUUUUCAAGAAAAACCUUUGCCGCUACAAACACGAUGUUACUUUUGUCUUGUUGGGGGUGCAUAUUGAGCCACCCCUCCUUACCCCAUCCCCUCUUGUAUUACUACCACGCGGCCGACACUGCACGCAAAGCUUGAUUCGCCUUUUAAUGCCAAAAUGGGGAACUCUUCCGUUGGGACGCAGCAGCAGAAGCGCCGUGCGUGUUACGCGAGUCGCGCCGAUCGCUGUUUCUCAGCCCGCAUACACUCGGAAGUGGAAAUCGGCGGCGUAGCCCCUGCGACGACCCAACGAAGUGGCUAUUACAGAACUAUUUCCUGAGGUCCGUCAAAUUGACCACUGGUGGACGGAGGAGUAGCGGACGGCGCUUUACGGCGCGUGAGGUAGCGAUGUACCCGUUACUUGGCUAACCGAUGUUUGCAAUUCUCAGAAGUGUAAUUUACACGAAUUCAGUGCAUAGUAAAGUUACAUGCAAAUAUUUGAACAUUUUUAUCUUGGGAGUUUCUUGGAAGAUGAUGUCGUGGUUGUGACCUGAAUGGGGGCCGCUGUGCCCGGUGCUGCGUCUACCCAGACCGGACCACUCAAGAUUUUGGGGGGGGGUGGUGGGUGUUUGGAAGUGUAACUCUCUUUGUUUACCAUCUGUUGAGUGAUACUGGUGUCUGAUGAGCGACAGGAUCGAUGUUUCACUGCUGUAUGUUUUGGAUGUUUUAUUUGUUGCAUAUUUUAUAGAAACCCGUUAAUAAAUAAAGGACUUUCAUUCGUACUGA